Auanema sp. JU1783 is the source of this 2211-nucleotide messenger RNA. The record is from the annotation of a GenBank genome assembly. Lineage: Eukaryota; Metazoa; Nematoda; Chromadorea; Rhabditida; Rhabditidae.
AUGCCUACACUUCUGAAGGCAAAUCCUCCGAUAGUGUGUGAAGAAGAGCCACCCACGUACGAUAAAUUGUCCCUUUCAUCAACUACGUCAGAUACAGGUCGACCUUCCCUAACGGAUGAAACAAUAGAAAUAUGUGAUAAAGGAUCGUAUCUUUCCGUUCCCGAAUAUCGUAGAAAGCCUGUCAAACGUAGAGCAUCCUUUAAAGAAAUCGCUUCUGAAUACACCAAGGAGUUCAGUAAAGCAGUUCGGAUAUCAAAAGAGCACGAUGAAAGCCGUCCUAUUCACAACGCUUGGGUCGAAUUCUGUCAAUCUACUACCUUUCAUGGUCUUUCAAUGGUUCUUACGUUUCGCCAUGUUGUUAUGCAAAUUCUGUGGCUUCUUUUCACUCUCAUGUCAAUGGUCAUUCUCGCUUAUAACAUUAUUCUUGUGAUAGAAAAAUAUCAACGAAAUGACAAGAUUGUUAACGUGGAGCUUGAGUUUGAAUCAGCUCCGUUUCCAGCAAUAACUGUCUGUAAUCUAAAUCCUUUCAAAAAACAUCUCGCUCGAACUGUUCCAGAGAUUAGUGAGACGCUAGAUGCAUUUCAUCAAGCCGUUGUGUUCAGUAAUGAUGCUCAAUUUGAAGAGACGACGUCUAGAAAAAAGCGAAGUGCCAAAAAUGGUGGAUUCCGGUUCGUGCAGUAUGAGCCAGUGUUUUCAGCUUGCGAAUGCGUAAAAGGAUUAAAUAAAGAAUGUGUUGGAAAAGAUUCCGUUCCACCGAGCUUAGAAUCAGCUUGUAUCUGUAAUUACGAUCGACAAGAUGGAAGCGCAUGGCCGUGUUAUAGCACAAGCACAUGGCAAGAAGCUAUUUGUCCCGAAUGCAAUGAUAUUGGCUUUUGCAAUGUUCCGAAUACAACUGGAACUGAGUCGCAUCCCUGCAUGUGUCAAUUGAAAAUGGGUUAUUGCGUUUUGAAAUCGGAUUCUCGAAUUAAGCGUGUUUGGGAGUUCCGCGGAAAUAAAAUUCCGGAUCGUGACAGUCCGUUCAGAAAAGAUUUCUUAGAACAGUUAUCAAAGCUUGGUUAUGGAAACAUGACUGAUCAGGUAGCUAUCACAACCCAAGCCAAAGAAAAACUUAUUUUGAAAAUGUCUUCGUUACAUCCUCAACGUCGCGCCGCCCUGGGAUAUGGAAAGGCAGAGCUAAUUCGGAUGUGUUCCUUUAACGGUUUACAAUGCGAUAUUGAGAAAGAAUUCAAGCUUCAUAUCGAUCCUGCUUUUGGUAACUGCUACACAUUCAACGCAGAUCCAAGAAAAUCAAAAGCCAGUAGUCGCGCUGGUCCAAAUUAUGGUCUUCGUUUAAUGGUUUUUGUGAACUCUUCUGAUUAUCUACCAACAACGGAAGCCACAGGAGUUAGAAUUGCCAUACAUGGUCAAGAAGAGUGUCCAUUCCCUGAUACUUUUGGCUACUCUGCUCCCACAGGAGUCAUCAGCUCGUUCGGUAUUGGCCUGAGGAAAGUCAAUCGAUUGCCAAUACCAUACGGAGAUUGCUAUGAUUCCGAUGGCCCAUUACCAUAUGGCUAUGUUUACAAGAAUUAUAAAUAUGAACCAGAAGGAUGCUAUCGAUCAUGUUAUCAGAGACGAAUGAUUAAUAAGUGUGGAUGUGCAGACCCUCGAUUUCCGGCACCUAAUGAUCGAGUUGUUGUGUGUGACACGCGAAACGAAGAAAUUCAACAAUGCUUGUUAGCGGAAGGAGCUAAACUGAGCACUCGCAAGAACUCAUGUCGAUGUGUACACCCCUGCAAACAGGAUGUCUACAGUACAACUUAUUCAGCAGCUAAAUGGCCGAGUGGUAGUAUCAAAAUGGAAUGUGAAGGACGAGAUCCGGAUUGCAAUUCAUACUAUGGAAAACAUGCCGCUAUGUUAGAAAUUUAUUAUGAGCAGAUGAGUUAUGAAAUUCUGAAAGAGUCCGGUUCAUAUCUGUUCGUUAACCUUAUAUCAGAUAUCGGAGGACAAGCUGGACUCUGGAUUGGAGCAUCUGUCUUAACCUUAUUCGAAAUUUUGUUCUUCUUAUUCCGUUGUUUGACCAUACUGUUGAAUCGGUGUUGUCGAAGGAAACCGAAAAAAAUGGAAGAUGAAAACGAAGAAUCAGCCAUUCCAAAAGAAGGAGAUAGAAAAAAGAGUUUCGGAGAGAAUAACAACAACAAUAACUUCGGCUCAAACAUAUAUAUCAAUUCAUAA